CAUGAAUCGCGCGAGUUGAAAAAUGGCUUGGGUGAGGAGGAUCUCAGCUGUCCUGAUUGUCUUGACAUCUUUAGACAUCCAGUUAUUUUGUCGUGUUCUCACUGCUUCUGUGAGGAGUGUGUGAAGAAAUGGUGGAGACAGAAACAAACACGUGAGUGUCCAGUUUGUAAAACUGUUUCAAGCAGCAAACAUCCUCCUUGUAACUGGGCAUUGAAGAACCUGUGUGAGGCCUAUUUACUGGAGAAAGAGCAGAGACGCUCAGCAGAGUCUGAAGCUCUCUGCAGUCUUCACUCUGAGAAGCUCAAGCUCUUCUGCCUGGACCAUCAGCAGCCGGUGUGUGUCGUCUGUAAAGAGUCCAAAAGACACACUGGCCACAGAUUUAGUCCCAUCAACGAAGCUGCACAGGAUCAUAGAGAGGAGCUGCAGAAACACCUGAAGCCUCUACAGGACAAACUGGAGAGAUUAACACAAUGUAAAAGAAACUGUGUUAAAAAAGUAAAGUACAUUAAGGUUCAGUCUCAGAAGACAGAGCAGCAGAUCAGGGAGCAGUUUAGAAAGCUUCAUCGGUUUCUGCAGGAGGAAGAGGAGGCCAGAGUCGCUGCUCUGAAGGAGGAAGAGAAGCAGAAGAGUAAAGUGAUGAAGGAGAAGAUUGAGGCUCUGAGCAGAGACCUAUUGGUUCUGUCAGACAUAAUCGGAGCCACAGAGGAGGAAGUGAAAGCUGAAGAUGUCACAUUGCUGCAGAACUGCAAGGCUACAGUGGACAGAGUCCAACAGCUUCAACAAAUCGAUGAUCCACAGCUGGUGUCAGGAACUCUGAUAAAUGUGGCCAAACAUGUGGGCAACCUGACCCACAACAUCUGGAACGAGAUGCAGCAAAUGGUGUCCUACCGUCCAGUGAUCCUGGAUCCAAACACUGCUAAUCGGGGAGCGAUUCUGUCUGAUGAUCUGACUGAGAUAAAAGCUGAAGAGAACCCAGAGAGGCCCAAUCUCUACCGUGUUCUGGGCUCUGAGGGCUUUGACUCAGGGACUCACAGCUGGGACGUUGACGUUGGUGAUAAUGAUUUCUGGUGUCUGGGUGUCAAAACAACGUCUUUACCUUCUAAGAAAGCAUGGAUGUUAAUGUUCAGUGCAGAUAAAUAUGAAACAUGUUCUGUAUCAGGUCCAUCCAUUGAUCUUGCAGUGAAGGAGAAGUUCAGAAGGAUCAGAGUUAGUCUGGACUGGGAUGGAGGAAAAUUGUCUUUCUCUGCUCCUGAUACUAACACACACAUACACACCUACACAGAGACCUUCACUCAGAAGCCCUUUCCUUUGUUUGCUACUACUGAUACUUUACCACUGAAGAUAUUACCAGUGGUCCCCAGUGACUGAAACAAUGAUUGCAACAUGGACAGCAGUGACACUGGUGAUGGUGGUGACACUGCUCACAGGAUCCUGAAUUCACAUUGAGCUGAAGAAUCUUUUCUGUUUUAAUUCACUUUGUUCUUGAAGUUGAGCUCAGGAGAAGGAGGAGGAAGACAAUUGUUGCUUCUUGAUGUUAUGUUAACCUUGUAUUGGCCAGUAUAUGUUACCAUGUAGGUUUAGUAACACUCUGUUAUGUCUAAAGAUUUAUGAAAAUCCUCAGUUUAAUCCUUGGACAGUGGAUCAGUUUGUUAUUAUUUGUGGAGUGUGUUGCUCCUUAUCCAUCUUUUUUUUCUUAUAUAUUCGUACUUAGUAUUUGUAUUAGUCUCCUAUGUGUUGUCUGUACUAAUAUAAGCCAUUUAACCAGUAUAAGUGACAUGUAACUGUAAGGAGAGAAAAUUGCUGGCUGCUUCAUAACAAUAAUAAUAUUCUACCACACACAUUCAAGCUUUUAGGAACUUGUGAUAAAUUUGCAACAUUAAAUGUUUUUCGUGUA
This is a messenger RNA of Betta splendens (Siamese fighting fish), 1894 nucleotides long. RefSeq names its product E3 ubiquitin-protein ligase TRIM39-like. Lineage: Eukaryota; Metazoa; Chordata; Actinopteri; Anabantiformes; Osphronemidae. The annotation marks the transcript as partial. The record is from RefSeq and is a predicted model, not a curated record. The transcript has a single exon. Gene Ontology annotation, molecular function: zinc ion binding; protein binding.